UGUAUGAUGACCCACCUUUAAAGGGGAAGGAGGCACCUGAGAUUCCUAAAUGCUCAUGGUUGAAAGGAAUGUCAAAAGUCAGGGCUUGCAAAUCAUCAGAAAGUUUUAUUACCAAAUUAUACACUUGGCAUGGAAAUUGCAGGGUACCUUUUUAUGGAUAGGUUUCCUCAGUCUGAAGAUGGAUUUCUCAUUUUCUAUGCAAAAUUAGUUAUCAUGCACAGUCAGUUCUUUCAGGUCUUCCUGGAAAUAGGUCUAAGGGGUUUGGGGGUCUUUGGUCAUCUUAAUCCUACCCUAUAGUCCAUGCCCACUUCCUGCCACUCAUUCCUGUGCUUAUGCUGUACUGUCUUGUGCUUAUCAGCAGGAACUACAACAAGGAUGUUUUUCCAGUGCUGCCCUAUCUCACCUUGCCUCCCUUCUUCAGCCACAUCUUUUUCUUUCUCUUGGCGUGUUAAUAUCAACAGUCCUUGUUUGUUACCAACAGUCCUUGCUUGACUCCACAGCCGUCCAGUUAUCUAUGUUUGAGACACAUGCAUUAGCUCUCCUAUGUUCUGGGAACAGAAUGCUUCAGUGGGACUUACUUUGGACUGCGGUUUAUAGGGUCAUUAGAGAGUGGGCUUCAGUAUGCAUUAGCCCUUUAUAAUUGAGAGCUCAAAGGGUCUCACUUUGGAUUGCUGUCUAGAAGGUCGCAAGAGAGUGGGCUUUAGUCAUAGUAAUUUUCCAUCCUGGCCACAAUUUGAGUUGGUUGAAGGUUCAACAGCAAAAAUACUGUUCCACUUGGGUUGUUACUCAGGCAAGAAAAAUAAGUUUCCAAGUCUGUUCAUUAAAAAACAGAUGCUCAAUAAACAUCUGUUAGUUCCUUGGAAUAGAUUAUAUCCAAUAAGCUCAAGAGUGGCUUAGUCUGGUUGCUCUUUGUGAAGGCCAAGGCCUAACAAGCAUUUCUCUGGUCUUGAUGGGGCCUGGGCAGUGGUGGGGACAGGUGCCACCACAAUCCAGUCCACGAUUAAAUUUAUCUGGGCCUCUACAGGAUGAAAUAGGGCUGUGGCCACGGGGACAAGCACAGGACCCCCCAGGGGGUACGAGGCCCCACUAGUAGGUGAGCACAGGUUUGGGAGGUGGUGAGGACCCCUGCCUAGCUGGCACUGCAGGGCAGAGUGGGGUGUCUGCAUGUGACACACUGCAAGAGUCCCCCACGUGUCCCCUGACACGUGUCGCUGUGGGCUUCUAGUACUCCGAGUGGCCCCACACAACCUCCCCUCGUGUCCUCACCUCUGACUGGAGGCUUGAGACCCACACUCCCACACGCUCCCGUGGUCCCAUCUGUGUCACUAUACCUUCACGGGUGUCUCCUGCCUGUGUUCCCCUUGGUCCCAGUCAGCCCUAUAACCCCCCAGACACUAGGGCUUCCCUCGCUUGGACUGCUGCAUGUGUCCCCCAAGUAGCCCAUGGCCCCGCGUGCGUCCCGGUGACCGGCAGAGCGCUCUCCCCUGCCGUCCAACGUGAGCGCCGGACCCCGCGUGAGUGACGCCCCCCGGCCCGGCGGUGCCCAAUGGGCAGCAGCGGGGGCGGGCGCUGCCGUUCGAAUAAGAGCGGCCGAGUAAGAGCGGCCGCCGCCGUUCGAGUACGAGCGGCCGCGGCCCGGGCCCGGGCGGCUUCGGUGUGCUAGAGGGUCGUCAGUACGGCUGGGGCCCCGGCGACGCCGAAGACGGACACGAUCCCCAGCCACGGUCACGGUCUGGGCAGGAACCUGAUAGGCUGGCCACAAUGUCUCUUCACAGCGCAAGAGUUGCUGCUCUUCUUGCUUGGGUGAACAGCACAAAGGUUUGUCCUGAUCCCCUCAAUGAUCUGUCCCAGCUUCAGGACUGUAGUGUCUUCAUCAGAAUUAUCCACAAAAUCCACGGGAGCAACGAGGGGGAGUCUGUGCUGGAGCAGCCGCUGCCAGAGAGGAUCUCCUUCAUCCAUGGUUUCCUGCAGACUUUGCGAGGUGCCAGCAGCUUUCCUGCAGCAGCCUGUGGAAGGGGAAACUUCCAGAUGGAAAUCCUUAUCAGAGCCUGUGUUCACAGCAAAGGAGAGCACUGCCGGCACAAAUUGGCUGCAGAAAACCUUGUCUCUGCACAGAAACUGCUGGAUGGAGAGGAGCUGGCUCUGGCCAAGGUGGCCGUGCUGCUUCUGUAUCACACCUCCAUGAGUUCCAAGAACUCUGGGGAUUGGAAUGAAUUUGACUACAAGACCCAGGUUGAACUGGCAUCAAUUGUCAAAUUUGUGCUGGAUAAUGAGGAGUGCCUGAAUGAGAAUCUGGAGCCAUUUCUGCAGAGGAAAGCAGAGCAGUCCUUGUCCAGUGUGUCCAGCAGCAGCUCUGAGGAACAUUCCCCACUGUUCUCUCUCCCGCACAAGCGAGAGGUGCAUUUCCUGGAGCUGCAGAGGAUUGCCUCCUUCCCCAGCACCAACCUGCCCAGCACUCCGUCUUCGCCCAUGGGGGACAUCAUGCAGACCCCCCAGUUUCAGCUGCGGCGGCUGAAGGAGCAGCUGGCUUUUGAGAGAAAGAAACAGGAAGAGCUGGAGGUGGAGGUGGCAGAGAAUCACAAGCUCGUCAUGGAGAAGGAUGCUCAGAUCACCACGAUGCAGCAGCAGAUUGAUCGCUUGGUAAAGCUCAAUGAGAAGCAAGCUGAAGACCGGCUGGAGCCCAAAGAAAUGGAGGAGCUGAGGCAGAAGAAUGAGAGCCUGGUGGGGCGCCUGCACGAGGCCUUCAGGCAGUGCCAGGACCUGAAGACUGAAAAAGCCCAGAUGGACCGAAAAAUCAACCAGCUCUCCGAGGAGAAUGGGGAUCUUUCCUUCAAGCUGCGGGAGAUCGCCAGCAAUAUGGUCCAGCUACAACGAGCCCUGAAUGAGCUCUCAGAGGAGCACAACACUGCCAUGGCACAGUCGCAGGAAAAGCAGCGACAGCUGGAGAAGGAGCUGCAUGCAGCCCUGCAGGAUAAGAAAUGCUCAGAAGAGAAAAUCGAGAUUCUACAGGGAAAGAUUUCUAUGCUGGAGGACCAGUUGGCCAAGCUGGAGGAAUGCAGCACCCAGGAGAAGGGAGAGGUCAUGGGGGACAUUUUGAAGCUGGAGGAGCUGAAGCAGGAAGUGUCCAGCCUCACAGCCAAAGGACUGCAGCUGGAGGAGGAGAAGCAGCAGCUGGACAGCCUUGUCACCAGCCUCCAGAGCUCCCUCUCUGAGAGCCACCGGGCCCAAGAGAGACUGAAGCGAGACCUGCAGGCACGGGCUGCCGAGGGCCAGGCUGAGCAGCUGGCUGCCCUCAGCGUCCAGCAUGAGCAGGCCCUGCGGGAAAGGGACUCUGCCCUGCAGCAGCUCCAGCAGGCCAACACAUCCCUUAGCAGCCAGCUGCAGGCCGUGGAUGAAGAGAAGGCUGCACUGAGCCGCAAGGUCAGCGAACUGGAAGCCGAGAUCCUGGAGCUGGGUGCCCAACGGCAGCAGGGAGUGGCAGCAGAGGCACUGAAAGCCCAGCUGCAGGAGCUGGAAGGCAGGCUAAAGGAGAGCCAGCAGAGGCUGGCUGAGAGGGAGAAGCUGGCCCGGGAGAACAGCCGCCUGCAGGAGCAGCUGCUCUUCCUGGAGGAAUCCCUGCGCAACACUGAGGGUAUAUUGGAGGACGAGAAGAGACGGGCAGCUGAGUGCCUGGAAGGCAACCUGGCCAGGAUCGCUGAGCUGGAGGCAGAGAGACAGCAGCUGGUUCAGGGCCAGAAGCCAGCUCUGCCGGAGCAGGGUGAGGAGCUGGCCACACGCCAGGAGCUGCCUGUGGGAGCCUCUCCUGCUGCCCGAGGGGAGGACGAAGAGUGCAGGCGGUUGAAGGAGGAAAUGGAGGUGCUGAGCCAGGAGCACAGGCGGACCUGUCAGCAGCUGCAGGCUGAGCAGGAGAAGGUGGCUGUGCUGGAGGCUCAGGCAGUGCAGCUGGCUAGCCUCCAGGCUGACUUGACCAGCGCUCAGUCAUGGGCAAAAGAGAAGGAGAGCGAAGAGCAGAAGCUGAGGGCCGAGAUUUCAUCCCUGCAGGAGAAGAUGGCUGUGGCAGAGCAAACAGCAGCCCAGCAUGUGGCCAAGCUGGAGGCGGAUGCCCAGAGAGCUGCUGAGGCACUGGAGGGAGUCUCCCAUCAGCUGUCGCAGGAGAAGCUCAAGUCCAAGGAGUUGGAAGGCACCAUGGAUCAGCUGCGGAUUGCAGAGAAGGAGCUGGUGUCCCUCCGCUCUGCCGUGCAGGAGAAGGAGAGCUGGAAGGAACAAGUGUCCCAGUGUGUCCAGGAGAUGGAGAGGAAGAACAGCCUGAUCAGCAGCCUGGAGCAUGAGAUCUCCAUCCUCCAUCACCAGGUGACAGAGAAGGAAGGGGAGAGCAAGGAGCUGAAACGCCUGAUCUUGGCUGAGUCGGAGAAGAGCAAGAAGCUAGAGGAGAGGCUGCGAGUGCUGCAGACAGAGAUGGCCACCGCAGCCUCCCGUGCAGCUGAGAGGUGCUCGUUGAUGAAGGUAGAUGUGCAGCGGUGCCAGGAAGAGAUGGAGAAGCAGCGGAUGACCAUUGAGGCCCUGAAGAGAGACCGCCAUUGCCAGAGCGAGCGGGAGGAUGAGCUGCGGCAGGAGGCAAAGGUCUGCCAGGAUAAGUGCCUACAGAAGGAGCAGCUCCUGGCUGCUCUGCAGCAGGAGCUCGACAGCGCUCGGGCCAAGCAUGCCUCUCUAGAAAGCCAGCACCACCAGGACCUGGAGCAGAGAGCAAAAGCUGUGUCCAUGCUGCAAGCCGAGCUAGCGCAGGCCAAGCUGGAGGUGGCUGAGGUGCGGUCACUGCGGGAGCAGUUGGCAGAAAAGGACCGGGCCAUUCAGCGUCUGCAGGCUGAUGCAGCAGAGUUGGGGGCACAGCUGGCAGGGCUGCAACAGGCCAAUGCUCGGCUGGCCGAGGAGAACCAGGGGCUCAGCAAGAGCCGCAGCCAAGGGCAGCGGCAGCUUGAGGCAGAACUGGGCCAGGCCAGGGAGCGGCACAUGCAGGAGCUGGAGCAGCUGCGGGCAGCAUCUGAGAAGCUGGUGACCAGCAGCAGGCAGGAGGCUAAGGAGGCAGUACAGAAGCUGGAGGAUCUGAGUAAGGAGUAUGAGAGCAGCAAGGCGGCAGCCUUGGAAGAGAGGAAGAAACUCCUGGAAGAGAAGCAGAGACUGACAAGUCAGGUGGAGCAGUUGGAGAUAAUCCAGAAGGACCAAACUAAGCAGGUGGACGAGCUGAAUAAAAAGCUGACUCAGCAUGAGAAGGCCACCUGGACCCAGCAGCAGAGAGUUAAAGCACUCGAAGGGGAGCUGCAGGCAGCAGUCACAAGCCAUCAGGAGAAGGUGGCAGAGCUGCAGGUGCAGCUCACCCAGAAGGAACAGGCAGCUGAGCACUACAAAGGGCAGAUGGAGAAAGCAAAAAGUCAUUAUGAUGCCAAGAAGCAGCAGAACCAGGAGCUAUCAGAGAAGCUGAAGGCCAUGGAGCACCUGCAGAAAGAGAACACAGAGCUUCAGAGCAAAUCGGAGAGGCUGGCCAAGGAGCUGCAGCAGAACAUCCAGCAGGCCAAGGAGUCUGAGAUGAGCUGCAAGAAUCUUACCAGGCAGAUCCACAGCCUGGAAGCUCAGGUGGAGGCUGCCAAACGACAGGUGCAGGAACUCAGCAAGUUCCAGGUGAAGACUGCCACAGUAAAGGGACAUGAGACUUCCUCCGAGAGUGUGGUUGACCAGAGCACUGAUAGCCUCGAUGAGGCACAGCUGCUCAACUCCACCAGGAAGGCUACCAGCUCUCAGUUGGAAGUCUCAGUGGUGCCAUCAGACAGUGAAGACUCACUGCUGUCUCAGCGGCUGCCCCUGGGGAAGACAUCCCUGGAGAGUCUCUACUUUACUCCCAUCCGCUCUGAGAUGCCAUCACAGCUUGAGAGCAGCACCAACUUCCCGGGUGACUUCUCGCUCGACUCCGGGUGCAAGACCCGCUCUGCCCGGCGCCGCACUACCAUUAACAUCACCAUGACAGAUAAACAGGCAGAGUCUGAGGAACUGGUCUGCAUCAAGAACAUCCCAUUGGCUCAGUCCACAAAAACAUCUUCCCCUGCUAAGGGCCGUCUGCGUUCAGGAGCCUCCACCCGUUCCCUCACCAGCUUCCCCUCCCAGGAAACUCUUGCAAAGCUGGAAGCCUCCUCCCCAGAGAAGACCCCUGGCCAUUCAGCACUGUUGGGCCUCCCUGGGUACCGACCAGUCACCCGUAGCUCCCUGCGCUUGCAGACCAGCAGCUCCAGCCUCGGUGCGUGUGGGCAGGGCCGGAACACCAUGAAGCUGGGCAUGUGCCAGGAUGAGCCGGAGCAGCUGGAUGACUGGAACCGCAUUGCAGAGCUGCAGCGGCGGAACCAGGCCCGCCCCCCCCACCUGAAAAGCAGCUACCCCCUAGAGAGCAUGCCCUCCACCUCCUUGGGAACCAUCACAGAUGAGGAUGUGAAGAUGGGGGACCCAGAAGAGACGCUGCAACGUGGCAGCAGGCAGCCCUCCCAGAUCAUCGCCAGCAGCCAGCGCAGCACCCAGGCCUCCAGCCAAGCCAGCAGCAUCACCACCCGGCAGCGGAGGAAGCGCCUCUCGGAGGAGACCCACCAAGGCCCUGACACCCCCCCGUCCAAGAAGCCAACUAGCUGCUUCCCACGGCCCCAGACCACCCAGGACCGCAGUGCACAGAGUGGCUCCCAGAUCAGUCAAGAGAGCGAGCAGCCAGCCCCAGCCACACAAGCUCAGAGGCGCCAGUCGAUGGCGUUCAGCAUCCUCAACACCCCCAGGGAGCUGGGGAGGCGCCUGCUGCGCCGGGCAGUCGCCCAGAGGAGCACUCCCACAUCCUCCAGCGGCACCCGCCGUUCAUCCCGCAUCGCCACCGCCAAGUCCCCAAAGGGCAAGGCCAGUCGCCAGUCACGUAAGGACAAGCAAUCCUGAGGUUUCCCCAGUCCCUGCGUUGCUGGCUCUGCCCUGGCCUCCACCUGCACCCCCUCACCUCUUCCUGUCCCCCCAGGGCCCAGGAGCACUGAGGGUGAACAGGUGGGGCCACCGACACGACUGCCUUGCAUACCCACUGACAACUGGGGGGGUGCCCUGGGCAUGGCAAGGCCCCCUUGCCCUUCCUGUACCCAUUGUCAUCCUAAACCCUUCUGGGACCCAAGGCAAAGGGGUGCACAGAGGUUGAGGGCUAGAAACACAGAGGGGUGCAGGGGCUGGCACCAGGCUGCAGCUGGAGGGGCUGAGCUCUCCCCAGGGAUAUCCUGCAGCCUCAGGUACAGGGACAGAGGUGAAACUUAGCAUCCCUCGGGCCACUACCCUUGCUCCCUGUGUGUGGGACCCCCCCCCACCUGCCCUGUCCUCCUGCUCCUCCCAGGGAAGCUGAGGCAGCAUUUUUAAAUGUUUCUACUUGUAAAUAAAGUGUAUUUUUCACCUGA
Messenger RNA from Motacilla alba alba, 7451 nucleotides. RefSeq names its product nuclear mitotic apparatus protein 1 (gene NUMA1). The transcript is spliced from 27 exons. Gene Ontology annotation, molecular function: microtubule binding. Bases 1762 to 6954 code for a protein of 1730 amino acids. NCBI's taxonomy places the organism in Eukaryota, Metazoa, Chordata, Aves, Passeriformes, Motacillidae. Gene Ontology annotation, biological process: establishment of mitotic spindle orientation. Gene Ontology annotation, cellular component: spindle microtubule; centrosome; spindle pole. The record is from RefSeq and is a predicted model, not a curated record.